This is a messenger RNA of Micropterus salmoides (largemouth bass), 3974 nucleotides long. RefSeq names its product NLR family CARD domain-containing protein 3-like. The transcript is spliced from 9 exons. Bases 158 to 3169 code for a protein of 1003 amino acids. The record is from RefSeq and is a predicted model, not a curated record. Lineage: Eukaryota; Metazoa; Chordata; Actinopteri; Centrarchiformes; Centrarchidae. Gene Ontology annotation, molecular function: protein binding.
CAGUAAGGGGAGGAACAACACUGACCAGGUGGUACAGGUACUGCACGUGACAUCAGGACAAUAAACUGAAUGCGUUCAGAGUUCAGUCUCCAUUUUGAGUAGAUAGAGCAGAAGAAGAAAAAGGACGUCUGAGGCAGGACUGACUGAAGUCCAGAAGAUGAAUGUUUGUGUGGAGGAAGAGGAGGACAGAGCAGAGUCUGCAGUAUCCAGCUGUCUCUCUAUGAAGAGUGACCGGUCCAAAGAGUAUCCUCCACUCUUCAGUAAUGAACCUGGACCCUCAGACACAAAACUGACUGAAGUCCAGAAGAUGAGUGUUUGUGUGGAGGAAGAGGAGGACAGAGCAGAGUCUCCAGUAUCCAGCUGUCUGUCUCUGAAGAGUGACUCGUCCAAGCAGUUUAAUCCUCCGUACCUCAGUAAUGAACCUGGACCCUCAGACACAAAACUGACUGAAGUCCAGAAGAUGAGUGAUUGUGUGGAGGAAGAGGAGGACAGAGCAGAGUCUCCAGUAUCCAGCUGUCUGUCUCUGAAGAGUGACCGGUCCAAAUUGUUUAAUCCUGUAAACUUCAGUAGUGAACCUGGACCCUCAGACACAAAACUGACUGAAGUCCAGAAGAUGAGUGUUUGUGUGGAGGAAGAGGAGGACAGAGCAGAGUCUCCAGUAUCCAGCUGUCUGUCUCUGAAGAGUGACCGGUCCAAAUUGUUUAAUCCUGUAAACUUCAGUAGUGAACCUGGACCCUCAGACACAAAAGAGAGGGAGAGGAGUCCUGUUUCUGUGGAGGAGCAGCCGUCCUGCUGUGCUUUGUGUCAGGACGUCCUGAAGGAUCCAGUCUCUACCAGCUGUGGACACUGGUUCUGCAGACAGUGCAUCACCUCAUACUGGGACCAGUCUGCUUCACCAGAAGACUCCUCCUGUCCCCAGUGUGGAAAAAGAUCCAGAAAGAGAGCUGGACUGCAGACAGCCAGUCAGAGCAGCUCUGUACAAAAUAGUGGUCUGCAGCAGGUUUUAGAUGAACAUAAGAUCAGUCUGAGGAGGAGAUGUGAACGUGUGACUGAAGGAAGUGAUGAAACAGGAAGUGGAACCCUCCUCAACAGGAUCUACACUGAGCUCUACAUCACAGAGGGACAGAGUGAAGAGGUUAAUACCCAACAUGAGGUGAGGCAGCUUGAGACAGCUUCCAAGAAGAAGACCCUCCAUGAAACUCCAAUCAAGUGCCACGACAUCUUUAAAGCCUUACCUGGCCAACAGAGACAAAUCAGAGUGGUUCUGACCAACGGCGUUGCUGGUGUUGGAAAAACCUUCACAGUGCAGAAGUUCACUCUGGACUGGGCAGAGGGCUCGGAAAACCAAGAUGUCAGUCUGCUGGUUCUGCUUUCAUUCAGGGAGCUGAACUUGAUCAAAGAUGAGCAGUACAGUCUUCUCACGCUGCUCCAUGUUUUCCAUCCAACAUUACAGAAGGUCCCAGCAGAGAAGCUCGCUGUCUGUAAACUGUUGUUCAUCUUUGACGGCCUGGAUGAAAGCAGACUUUCAUUGGAUUUCCACAACAAUGAGGUUGUGUCUGAUGUCACACAGAAGUCAUCAGUCAACCUGCUGCUGACAAACCUCAUCAAGGGGAAUCUGCUUCCCUCGGCUCUCGUCUGGAUAACUUCCCGACCUGCGGCGGCCAAUCAGAUCCCUCCUUCAUGUGUUGACAGGGUAACAGAAGUACGAGGCUUCACUGACGCCCAGAAGGAGGAGUACUUCAGGAGGAGAGUCAGUGAUGAAGAGCUGUCCAGCAGAAUCAUCUCACACAUCAAGACCUCCAGGAGCCUCCACAUCAUGUGUCUAAUCCCAGUCUUCUGCUGGAUCACUGCUACAGUUCUGGAGCACAUGUUGACUACAGAGCAGAGAGGAGAGCUGCCCAAGACCCUGACUGACCUGUACUCACACUUCCUGCUGGUUCAGACAAAGAGGAAGAAGCAGAAGUACGAUGAGGGACAUGAGACGAGUCCACAGGAGCUGAUGAAGGCUGACAGGAAGGUUCUUCUGAAGCUGGGGAGGCUGGCGUUUGAACAUCUGGAGAAAGGAAACGUCAUGUUCUACCAAGAAGACCUGGAGCAGUGUGGUCUUGAUGUGACAGAGGCCUCGGUGUACUCAGGAGUUUGUACAGAGAUCUUCAAAAGAGAGAGUGUGAUCUUCCAGAAAACAGUCUACUGCUUUGUUCAUCUGAGCAUUCAGGAGUUUCUGGCUGCAGUCUACAUGUUCCACUGUUACACCAACAGGAAUACGGAGGUACUGGAGGACUUCCUGGGGGAAAAACACAUUGAUUCAACCCUGGAUGACUUCCUCAUGGAAGCAAUGAUGAAAUCCCUUGAAAGUAAAAACGUCCACCUAGACCUGUUUGUUCGCUUCCUUCAUGGCCUCUCUCUGGAGUCAAACCAGAGACUUUUAGGAGGCCUGCUGGGUCAGACAGACAACAGUCUAGAAAUCAUCCAGAGAGCCAUCAAUAACCUGAAGAAGAUGAACAGUGAACAUAUCUCUCCUGACAGAAGCAUCAACAUCUUCCACUGUCUGAUGGAGAUGAACAACCACUCAGUACAUCAGGAGAUCCAAGAAUUCCUGAAGUCAAAGAACAGAUCAGAGAAGAAACUCUCUGUGAUCCACUGCUCAGCUCUGGCCUACAUACUGCAGAUGUCAGAGGAGGUUCUGGAUGAGUUGGACCUGCAGAAGUACAACACAUCUGUAGAGGGACGAAGGAGACUGAUUCCAGCUGUGAGGAACUGCAGAAAGGCUCUACUGUCCUUCUGUGAACUCUCUGAGACUUACUGUGAAGUUGUGGCCUCAGCUCUGAAGUCCAACCCCUCCCAUCUGAGAGAGCUGGACCUGAGUCACAACUACAACCUGCAUGAUUCAGGAGUGAAGUUUCUGUCUGCUGGACUGGAGAGUCCACACUGUAGACUGGAGACUCUGGGAUUGUUGGACUGCAGUUUGUCAGAGAUCAGCUGUGCUUCUCUGGCCUCAGCUCUGAAGUCCAACCCCUCCCAUCUGAGAGAGCUGGAGCUGAGUCACAACAAGCUGCAAGAUUCAGGAGUGAAGCAGCUGUGUGGUUUUCUGAAGAGUCCACACUGUAGAUUGGAGAUUCUGAGGUCAGACACCACUUUUUACUUCUGUGCCGAGAUUAAAAUGAUGUGAAAGUUGUGUUGACACUAAACUACAGACAAAAGGCUGAUAUUAUACUGAUGGGCAAAACUAAACCCAUCAGCAAAGCAAUUCCAUCUUAUUUAGGUGACAUGACUGCUAGAUCUGAGUCUAUGUGAACCAUGUGGAUGUGUAGGCCAACCCUCCCUUACAACUUCCCUUCUCACCCUAACUGACAGACAGAGCUGAUGGAAUGGUGAACAGUAACAAAACACAUUUAUUUAGGGCCAACCCAGCGUUGAGUUAAGGCACAUUACAAUGAAAAUAAUGGGUAAAUAAUUCACUCUACUUCCUUUCCCAGUAACACAGUAGAGUUGCACAAUUAAACCUAGUACUUUCAGUGACACUAUUAAGGUAAACUUCAGGAAUUGUGCCACCUUUAACAGUAAGUGUCUGUUCCACUUAAUGAAGAUUGACACAAUUAACAAAGUUUGUGAAUUUCAGCUCCUUUAAACAGUCAGCAGUGCCCAUUCCACUUAAUGAACUGUACAUUGGACAACAGUACUCCUUUGUUAAAGAGACUGUGUCUCAAUGGAGGCACAAGAAGGAGAGGGUAAAAAAAACUUGCGGUUGAAUAGUUUAAAUUUAUAGAUGCUUUGAUUUUAUGACUCCACUAUUCCUAAAAGAAGUACUGUAGAUGUCUUUUGUUGUAGAUGUUUACAAUUCCCCAAAAUCAAUCCCAACAUAUUUUUUUAAACUUUGAGAUCUUGAGUCGAAUCUUAAAUAAGUUUCUGUGGGUUUUUAUUUGUGCUUGGCUGCACAACAUGAGUUUGUAUAGAUGGAGCCACUGGUGAAGCUG